AUGAAGUUUUCCACCAACUUGGUUGCCGUGCCAUUCCAAGUGGUGACUCUUGCUUUCCUUAUUAUAGCAACUAUUACUUCUCCUGUUGUGCCCUCUCUUUCUUUGGCCAAUGAUGGUACCUAUAAGUAUGGUACCUUUGGUUACUGUCCUGUCGAUGCUACUAAACGGUCUCAAUGUUCGAGUGUCUCCACAAAUUACAAACCUUCCAGUCUUUACAAGUCUUCCAAUUCGGAUGCUCCUUCUUGGUCGAUGAGUUCUACUAUUAGAGACAAGCUCUCUCAAAUUAUGAUAGUUGCUCCUAUUGCUGCUGGCCUUACUCUUAUUGCAGUCGUCCUAAAUUUUGUUGGCAUUCUUUCUAAAAAUGCUGCUUUGGCCUCUGCUUAUUGGAUCAUUACUAUUUUUAUAGCCGUGAUCGCCUUUUUAGCCUCUGCUCUUGUCUGCAUCAUAUCUUUCUUACUUUUCUACCCUCACGUUCAAUGGGCUUGUUGGUUGCUUAUUCCGGCUACAAUUCUCAACCUCAUAUCCCUUGUUUUAAUAGGUUUUGCUAGCAAGUUCCUUCCUGCCGCUUAUCUACGUGAUGAGGACAAUGGCGAUGAUGCUAACAACGACUUUGGCUGGGGCUCUGCCGAUGUUUCCUCCUUCGACGAGGAAAGAAAGUUGGAACUUGGUGACGCUCCUUCAAACAACUUUAAGGUGAAUACGGGAAGUGGCUUCAAUGUGGUUUCAUCUCCCGCAAUGGCACCUCUUUCCGCGACUCCAGGUCUAGAUAGUGCCGCUACGGGUGCUGGCAUUGGCGCGGGUACUGGUGUUGGCGCGGGUAUGGCAAAACCAAACUACGCCUAUCCUGUCCCUGGUAGCUAUCCCAAUUCUGCUGCAGGAGAUAACCUCAGUUUUGUUCCUCCCCAACCUUACGAUACGUCUCGAACUAGAACUAUGGCUUCCUCUGUUGGUCCUUCUUCUAUUGCAGACGAUAAAAACCCUUCUGCUUCCCAACGUGAUUUCACUUAUAUGGACGAAAACCUAGCAAGCAGUACCAGUGUUCCAAAGUUGAGCCAAACGUCUUACUAUACUGCAGAUGACAGUACCAAAGCUAACAUGGCAGGAUCGGAUCAACCGGGAUUGAAGCUUCCAGAUGUUUAUCUUGACGACGAGGAGGGAGAACAAACAGAAAAUAGUGACAUACCUGUUGGUAACAACGAUAAUAGAAUGGAUCAGGGUGAGAUUUAUAACCCAGAUGGAGACUCGGGAAGCAGCCAGUCUGCUUUUACGAGUGUGUCUCAACGGGGCGUCAACCCAAAUUACUAUAGAGGAGCUCAGCAGAAAGUCAAUUUGCCUGAACAACAGUAUCCAAUGAGUACUCCCUACUAUCCUUCAACGUUGUCUCCUCAACCUUCACAAUCGUUCAACGGCUACCAACAAUUGCAAACUGCACCAAUGGCGCCAAUGCCUCCAAUGCACCAGUAUGAUACUUCAAACCCCUAUGCGGCGCCACAACAGCCCCCAAUUCAAAGAUCUCGUUCCGAUAUGAUUCUCAACAACAGUCCGGACCUUCUGCUGGGAAGUAACAUGAACAAAGCUGGAGUGAGGAAGUACGGAAUUACGCAGAUGAGUCAGCAGCGGUUUGCACAAUCUCAACCUCAUGUGGGAAACAACUUUAAGAGACGCCAGCAACAGCAACAGAACUUUCCUACUCCUUCGUCGCUGGGAGACGGUCCUUACGGUAGAAUAUAA
This is a messenger RNA of Brettanomyces nanus, 1731 nucleotides long. RefSeq lists its product as uncharacterized. Gene Ontology annotation, cellular component: growing cell tip; plasma membrane; cell division site. NCBI's taxonomy places the organism in Eukaryota, Fungi, Ascomycota, Pichiomycetes, Pichiales, Pichiaceae. The transcript has a single exon. Bases 1 to 1731 code for a protein of 576 amino acids. The record is from RefSeq and is a predicted model, not a curated record.